AGUAGAUAGAGGAUAUACUGGGAUAUACUUCUUUUAGACGCUGACGGCUCCUAAAGAAAGAUGUCCACGGCAUUGCUAGCCUUGUUUGCCGUGAUCCUGUGCAUCCUGUUCAGGAUACUGAAUGUGAACAGCGCGCCACAAAAGCCCCUCCUGGUCUGCAAGGAUCAGUCCUUCCUGACAACGGUGCUCAAGAUCGCGCCGGUCAUCGCCGAGCCAUACAAACCAACGAGGUUGUGGGGUUUCAGCGGCCACGUACAAACUAUCAUUCACAGCAUUAUAGGACGCGUUCGGUGUCCUUGGCCCAUUGGAGAACGUGUGUACAUCGGUCUUCCAGAUGGGACUACCCUUACGUACGAUCUUUAUCAACCGCUGACUAAUGGACAUGAAGAUGACAUAACGAUAGCUAUCUGUCCUGGGAUUGGCAACAGCUCGGAGAGCGUGUAUAUUAGGACAUUCGUGCAUUUUGUUCAAUGUCAUGGAUAUCGAUGCGCAGUACUUAAUCACGUCGGGGCCCUUUCCAGUGUCAAGAUUACAGCACCCAGAAUAUUUUCUUACGGUCACACAGACGAUUAUAGCACGAUGUUACAACAUCUAGUAGAACAGCACUCUAACACCAAAAUAGUUUGUAUUGGAUACAGUUUAGGCGGCAAUUUAGUGACAAAAUAUCUAGGAGAACGCGGUUCCAACAAAUUGCCUAAUAUUAUAGGAGGGAUAUCGAUUUGUCAAGGAUACAAUGCUCUUAAGGGAACGAAAAUUCUAUUAAAUUGGCAGAACUUUAGACGUUUUUACCUCUAUGUAAUGACUGAAUCGAUGAAGAAUCUUAUUCUGAAACACAAAAAUAUGCUUUUGUCCGAGGAUGUAAAACAAAGAUGUAAUUUGAAUGAGCGAGACAUAAUUUCUGCUGCGACGUUACCUGAACUGGACGAGGCUUAUACGAGAAGGGUACACAAUUUUAGAUCUGUGCAAGAAUUGUACAAGUGGAGUAGUUGUCUCUUUUAUCUAGAUAGCAUUACAACACCAAUGGUAUUCAUCAACGCGUUAGACGAUCCAAUCGUGCCGGAGGUGUUGUUAAAUCCAAUUAAAGACCACGCGGCAAAUCACUUAAAUACAUUAUAUGUGGAACUAGCUCACGGAGGUCAUCUAGGUUUCUAUGAAGGAGGUCUUCUGUAUCCAAAUCCUAUAACAUGGCUGGAUCGAACCCUAGUGUCCCUUGUGGGAUCUCUGACUCUAGCGCACGCGGACAAAGCUCUUAAAGCCUCUUAACCCAAUUUAAUUUGGUCAAUGUGUUUAUAUUAUUGGACAUUGAUCGACAACGUGUCACACAUUCUGAUCUUGUGAGAUCAAGUACUGUGCACAUGAUUCACGUUUAGAUAAUCAGGAAGAUCUAUAAUAAUGAUCUGUAACAAGACUGCAAUGAAAAUGGAAACGGCAGAUUGUAAAUUAAUAAAAAUAUCUGAUACUUGCUUUGAUUGUUUCACGAAGUGAAUAGACAGUAUCUUUCACAAACGAUUCAGAGGAAAUAAAUAAUAAUGCGCGACUGUAAAAUAACAAACGUUUGCUCACUAACAUUUUUUAAAUUGAGUAUAGUUCAGGAAA
Cyphomyrmex costatus is the source of this 1596-nucleotide messenger RNA. It is a transcript of the gene Hydr2, whose product is annotated as abhydrolase domain-containing protein 2. Lineage: Eukaryota; Metazoa; Arthropoda; Insecta; Hymenoptera; Formicidae. Bases 61 to 1263 code for a protein of 400 amino acids. Gene Ontology annotation, biological process: medium-chain fatty acid catabolic process; steroid hormone receptor signaling pathway; acylglycerol catabolic process. Gene Ontology annotation, cellular component: sperm flagellum; sperm plasma membrane. Gene Ontology annotation, molecular function: monoacylglycerol lipase activity; acetylesterase activity. The transcript is spliced from 7 exons. The record is from RefSeq and is a predicted model, not a curated record.